Messenger RNA from Candidula unifasciata, 1120 nucleotides. NCBI's taxonomy places the organism in Eukaryota, Metazoa, Mollusca, Gastropoda, Stylommatophora, Geomitridae. The record is from the annotation of a GenBank genome assembly.
AGUACCUGGACACCACAGAAGUGUUCGAGGCUGAGCAGGAAAAUAAGGAGAACUUCAAGUUGCUUCGAGUGGACGGAAACCGUGUCUUUAUUGGAUCAAAGAAUCGACUAUAUCAUUUGAAAUUUGGUUUGUUUCAAAUAAUCUCGGAAUUAAAAUGGCUACCAACAGACGAAGCAGUAGCCGCGUGUUUUGGGCGCGGGAAGACGGAGUGCGAUAACUACAUCAGGGUGAUGGUGCUGAAGGAGAGAGAGAACGUAUACUACAUCUGUGGGACACACGCCUACAAACCUAAGUGUCGCCACUAUGAAUUAGAGAGCAAUGGCACUUUCAAAAUGAUUAACGACAGCGAAUCUGGAAAAGCUAUCAGCCCCUAUAACCCUAACUACAGCUCCACAGCAAUAUAUUCGGACGGGAAAAUCUUUGCCGCCACAGCCGCUGACGCCGUCGAGCGAGAUCCCCUCAUCGUGCUGAAAUUCAACGACACCACCUUGAUAAGGACAUAUCAUCCUGACACCCUCUUCCUGAAUGAACCACAUUUCGUCAGCUCACACGCCAACAACGACAAAGUUUACUUUUUCUUCGGCGAGACAGCCUUAGAGAACAUCAACUGUGGCAAGGCAAUCUUCUCGCGGGUCGGCCGUGUCUGUAAGAACGACCGAGGGAUGUCCACACCACACAACACCUUAACCUCGUUCUUCAAGGCCAGGCUCAAUUGCUCCAUUCCUGGGGAAUACCCGUUUUACUUUGAUGAGAUACAGUCCACCACAGAAUUCGGUCAAGGCAAUUACAGACCGACCUCAGAUAGUGGCAACCGGUCAGACAUGAUCUAUGGCGUCUUUAAUACACCACAAAACAGCAUCAGAGGAUCUGCCGUCUGUGCCUUCAUGUACUCUAGUAUCGAGGACGUCUUUAAUGGCAGGUUCAAAGGUCAGGCCUCAUACGUACAUAACUGGUUGUCCGUCAGUGAGCAGGACACGCCCAAGCCCCAGCCGACAUUGUGUGUCGCAGACAGUAUGGAGAUCAGCCACGAGACCUUGACCUUCGCGAAGAGACACCCACUGAUGAACGACGCCGUGCCGACAGCAGGCGGUAUGCCCCUGUUGGUCUUUACCAGUUUCAA